AUGAUUAAGGCAGCGAUUGUCGUGAACGAUUUGCCUUGCGCCGCAGAGCAGGAUCCAGCAUGGAAGGCCUGGAAGGCUUCGCCAGCGCAGGUCGUCUUCGCACUCAAAGUGCAGACCAAGUGCGCCCAAGCUGCGCCGCCUGCCCGCUCGGCUCCAGAAGCCUGCGCUGGGUCGAGCGACGUGGCAGGAAUGGCCGAAGCUGUGAAACAGCUCGCAGAACUACAGACCCAGGUGCUCCAGAAGGGCAAACCGAAGGGACUCACCUUCAAGCUUCAAGACAGGAUCGUUGAAGUGGGCUUGCAGAAUUUCGACGGCGACGAAGACACCCUUCCGUCCGAGGAAAUCCUGGCGAAGUUCGAAGCCGGAGCCAAGAUCGCCAACGACAAGGGCCGGGCUUGGAUCGGCUCUGCAGAAGGGGAAGAUCUCCGCGAUCAUCACCGUCCAGCAUGGAGUCGCACCCCGCUCGUCGACGCGGUCGUGGGCGACGGCUCCUACGAGGAUCGCGUGAGGCAGAGUGCGGCCGCCAAGGGCGAAAGCGCCUGGAUCGAUAAGAUCGAUUACGCAAUCCUCGCGAAGGCGUGCAGCAUGGCGGACUUUUUCUUUUACGCGCGCAUUAUGGUCCGCAUCGCCGAGGAGAACGGCGGGGUCAGGACGGCGUUUCAAUGCGACGUCCUCCAGCGGAGGGCCAUGGCCAAGGCGCUCGAGAGGGGCGAGACCGAUUUGAGAAGGUAUCUGACAAGGAUCGACGUUGAUCUCCUGCGCACGGCCAAAGACAAGUUGGACAAGCGCUUCGCGGAGCUCGCUCGUGCAUCUG
Molecule: messenger RNA, 814 nt
Organism: Prorocentrum cordatum
Lineage: Eukaryota; Dinophyceae; Prorocentrales; Prorocentraceae
Source: the annotation of a GenBank genome assembly